Molecule: messenger RNA, 6401 nt
Organism: Carassius gibelio (silver crucian carp)
Lineage: Eukaryota; Metazoa; Chordata; Actinopteri; Cypriniformes; Cyprinidae
Product: voltage-dependent L-type calcium channel subunit beta-3
Exons: 14
Coding region: 316-1989 (557 amino acids)
Biological process (GO): regulation of voltage-gated calcium channel activity; chemical synaptic transmission; calcium ion transmembrane transport
Cellular component (GO): voltage-gated calcium channel complex
Molecular function (GO): high voltage-gated calcium channel activity; protein binding
Source: RefSeq, a predicted model, not a curated record
GAGAGAGAGAGAGAGAGAGAGAGAGAGAGAGAGAGAGAGAGAGAGAGCUGUAGCGCUGCGCGAGACAUCACAACAGAAGGCGCUCGCACAAGAAACAGCCCCUUUACGUUUAUACACCUGUAUUAAUAUCUCCAUUUAUAAUAACCCGCGCGAGGGAAUAUAUCUUAGGAUCUCUGUGUAUGCAGCUCAAACAGAGGCUUUACUGUUCAAUCGUGAAACCCUCUUCUUCCUCGGCAGGCAUAUGUAUUUGGCAUCGCCGUUUCUUCAGUAAGCACCAAUGCAUGCAUGCACCCGCCUCCCUGCGCUCUCAAAUAGAUGGUGCAAGUAAAGAUGUCCAAAUCUUCCGCAGACCAUCUGUCUGGUGUAGAAAGCACUUCUCAAUCGCACUAUUUUCAGCUCCCACGAAAGCUGCCGAAGCGCAAGGGUCGUUUUAAACGCUCAGAUGGCAGCACCUCGUCUGACACCACCUCCAGCUUCAUCAAACGACAGGGUUCAGCCGAUUCGUACACGAGCAGACCUUCGGAUUCCGACCUGUCAGCGGAGGAGGACCGCGAGGCGUAUCGGCGUGAAGCCGAACGCCAGGCCCAGCUGCAGCUCGAGAGAGCCAAGUCCAAACCUGUAGCGUUCGCAGUGAAGACCAAUGUGAAUUAUUGCGGGGCUCUAGAUGAGGACUGUCCUGUUCAGGGUGCUGCCAUAAACUUUGAAGCCAAAGACUUUCUGCACAUUAAAGAAAAGUACAAUAAUGACUGGUGGAUUGGAAGGCUGGUGAAGGAGGGGGCAGACAUCAGCUUCAUUCCCAGCCCCCUCCGACUGGAGGCCAUGAGACUGAAACAGGAGCAGAAACAACAGAGGAAAAGUGGUAACUCUUCCUCAAACCUCGGCGACAUGGUAUCAGGAGGUUGGAGAUCCACGCCGCCGUCUGCAGCCAAACAGAAGCUAAAGCAGACUGAACACAUUCCUCCAUAUGAUGUGGUGCCAUCCAUGAGGCCUGUGGUUCUGGUUGGGCCUUCACUGAAGGGCUACGAGGUGACAGAUAUGAUGCAGAAAGCCCUGUUUGACUUUCUCAAACAUCGCUUUGAUGGACGGAUUUCUAUAACCCGAGUGACCGCUGACCUUUCUUUGGCCAAGAGAUCGGUUCUCAAUAAGAGACCUAUCAUGGAGAGGUCUAACACUCGAACCAGUUUGGCGGAGGUACAGAGUGAGAUCGAGAGAAUAUUUGAGCUGGCCAAAACCCUUCAGCUGGUGAUUCUAGAUGCAGACACCAUUAACCAUCCAGCACAGCUAGCUAAAACCUCAUUAGCUCCUAUUAUAGUGUACGUCAAAGUCACCUCUCCAAAGGUCCUACAGAGAUUGAUAAAGUCGAGGGGUAAAUCACAGAGCAAACACCUCAAUGUUCAGAUGAUGGCAGCAGAUAAACUGGCUCAAUGUCCUCCUGAGAUGUUUGAUGUCAUUUUGGAUGAGAACCAGUUGGAGGACGCCUGUGAGCACCUCGCUGAAUAUAUGGAGGUCUACUGGCGUGCUACUCAUCUGCCCGGCACCACCCCUCUCAACCCUCUACUGGAGCAAAAUCUGAUGACCCCACCCUCAGCAAUCUCCAGUCUACAGAACCAGCAGCUGUCGCCUGCCGGGGGUGGAGGGGGAGUGGAGGAGGAGGAGCAGGGGGAGCAGGACAGCCUCAUGCCUUCUGACGAGGCUAGUGACUCUCGUUCCCUCCGCCGAGGCGGCUCUAGCUCCCUGCACCCCCCGGAGGAUGAAGAAGAAGAGGAGGAGGAAGAGGAGGAGGAGGAGGUAGAUGAUUAUGAACCCCACUGUCACUCUCACCCAUUCCAGGACGUGUACCCGCCCAACCGUAACCACCCUGGUGGCAUCCACAGCGCUAACGGACACGAUUCACAGGACCGACUCCUGCAGCAGCGAGACUCGCAGGACGGACACAACCAACGGAACAACCGCCAGCGCACGAGAGCCUGGCCAAGAGACAACUACUGAGCGCCUGUCUGCAGGAGUCUGGAGGAGAGGGUUGGGUCGUGAAUUGGGGAGAGGGGUGAGGGGUGAUGGGAAUUGGUGAGGAACUGUAAACGCACAGUGUGUGUGGUGUGUGUGUGGAUGAAGCUGCCCUUGAUUGACGUAAAGAUCCUGUUAUUUUCAAAGCUUAUGUGGUCGUUAUUGUUUUGCGGCAUUGUACUACAUUUGUUUUUAAAAGACCGGGCAGCUUUUCUCCGUUAAGAUCACAUGCAUGUUCAUAUUGACACAAUAUUUGAACUUCCUCUGGAAACCCUAACCCCACCCGAGUCAAAUAUUACUUUUAUUAUUUUGCGUAUCAUACGCUCUCCCUGAACCUAAUGAGCACAGAAGGAUUUAUGGGAAAUGGAAAAGCACUUUUAUAGCAUGGGCUGUGAGUCACAAUGAAAGAUAUUGUAGCAUUUUGUUGCAUCUUACUUUAAUGGCUUCUUUUUUUGCUAGAGCUCUUGUAAAUGUGAAUAUUACUCACUAUUUUUUGGUUCAAGCCCUCAGUCAUGGUGUUGUCUGAUUGGAACCCAUAUGCACUUGUCUUAUAAUGAGUUGUUUUUUGGUACUUCUCUGGACAUCAUUCAAGAAACAGGCAUUUUCACAGUCACGUUCACAAAUGUAGCACACAUUGCCAUUUACAAAGCACCAUGUAAAAGCUAUGUAGGAAAGGAAUUCAGGGUUACACUCUGCUGUCGUAGAGUUAAAUAUUAUUGGGACUAUAGUCUUGGUUUUCCCAUGAGGUGAAUUCCAACUCCAGAUUGAAGAGCAGCAGUCAAUCUUCCUGCAUUUGUGUACUGCCUCCUAAAGAAAGAACCUAAUUAGGUCAGUGUCAAUGGUUUCUUUUUCUGGGAAAUGAGAGGACGAUAACUGGAGUUAUGUUAUCAUAUAGUAGAUCUGCACCAAUAUAUUGGAUUUUUAUAGAAGUAAAUGAAGCUCACCAGUUUUGAUGUCUAUUUUGGGAUAGUAUUGUUUUUCCUCUGUGACUUUAACGAGUAGAAAGUUGGGCAAAAAUCAUAUAUUUUACACAUUUGCCACUAAUUUAUUGGUUGAUCUUAUCAGAAACAGCAUAAGGAGAAAGCCCACUAAUAGAAAAACUAAAAAUGAGAAAUCAUAACACUCAGAAUUGCAUUUUCAGGACACGGAGUCCCUCCUUAAAAGAACCAAUUGCCUUAAGGCAUCCUGGUCUCUUUUUGAUCUUGAAUGCUCAUUAGUUAGACUAAUCUAAUUUAUAAAUCUAAAGGAGCUAAAUUUAGAUUUUUGUAUCAUUGUGUCUGGCUGAUUUUAACCAUUUUUUAAGGUUGGCAAACUCCCUAUUUAAGUAGAGAGGAGUUGUACUUGCUUGACUGGAAACUAGCAUUACCAAAACGGCCACUAAAUAAACUGCCUCAGAAGGAAUUUAUCUUUACCAAGAAGAAAGUGGCUCUAACAAGUGAGUGAUCUUCCUCUGUCCUCUCACUCUUUCCUCUCCAAGGCUCUGGAUGUCUAAGGGUGUGGUUACUGUGGCCUACUUUAAAACAUAGUGUCACCUCUUGCUUUGGCGACACAUUGACUGCUAGCUAGUUUAAUAACCUUACUGGUAAUUACAUUAGCAUAUAUCAGCCAGGUUGUGUUACAACCAAAUCCAAGAAAGUUUGUCCCUUUUCUCAUAACCAUGACUCUAGACUCGGAUGUUACCUGUAGCAACUUAGGCUAAGGUUUAUCGAGUGUAGGACCAUUCAAAAUGGCCUUAAUACUUCCCUAUAUCUCUUUAUAACUGCAUGUCUCGAAAAACAAUUAUUUAGGACUAUUUGCACAUUAGGGGUUGGAACAGGAACUUUAGAAAACUUUAAGUAUAUUAGAGUAGAAAAAUCGACUCCUUUUUCCAUUUUUUAAAAUGUAAAAUCUGCAACGGAAUAUUAGUAACGCAUCUAAGAAUAGCUAGUGUGUGUGUAUAUAUAUCGAAUGAAAUUUAACCGGAUCCUAAAUAUAAUUCUUUAGAACGUUACUUUAUUUUGUAUUGAUGGAUCUGGAUGGUUUUUAAGAAAUGUUGCGAUGUUUACAAAGUCCGGAUUACUCUCACUCAGAGAUCGUUUACGUGAGACGCACUCAAAUAUAAGUAACGUCAGUUGUUGUACGGUUAUGUAAGGUCACAUAAAGUUGCAGUACACUCUAAUGUAGCACUGUAGUGAUUUGGUUCUUUUGUAAGAAAAUUAACAAUUAAAACAUCUUAAGUAUUAUUAAUUUUGAUUGCGUCUACAGUAGAUUUCAGUGCAUAUCCAAAAAUCGCCAUCCAGAAAGAGAAAUCCUUGUUUUCUUAAGAACUACUCUUUCCAAUUUAAUGCAAUGUUUAUACAUAGGAUAUGUUUUUAAUUAUGAUUUCACGUAGACUACACAGUUCCUUCAAAACAUGCACAGAGACUUGAGUGAAUGUAUAGUUGCAUGCCUUAACGACCUCUAGUCCUACGCACCAAUGUAUUGUCCUCCAGUGGGAUGGUGCUAAAUUGACUGUCCCUCAAUUGAUUGUGUUGCAUUGAUUGUAGUGGAUCUGUACACUCCCAGAAUGCACUUUCUGAAGCAUCCUCCCUCCUAUUAGAUUGUAAAGACUUAUCGACCAAAAUUGCUGCCUGAUAUGAAGAUUGAGCCAUCGAUGUGCCCAGCGUAGUUUUAGGACACCAUCACUAACAUAGUAUGUUAGCAUCUUAGCUUAAUGCUGGAGAGGUUUUAUGUAUAACUGAAAUACACUGAAAUUCAAACAGGGAAAACAACACUUUCUAGUGGCUAAAACAUUCCAUGUGACGUGGUUUAUGCUAAGCCUGAAACAUACUUUACACAAGUAUGUGAAUGCAAAGCUACAUAGUUUCAAAAUGUAUCAGACCACAACUAUCGUCAAACUCUCGCUCCACCGUGACGGUUGUUGAAGUGAAGAAGAUAACUUACCAUAGAAGAAUAUGCAGUUUAUGCUAACGCACACUUUAGUGCCCCUUGUGAGAAUGUAAUGCCAAUUACAUAGUUACAAGCAUUUGUGUUUGCAUACUAUGAGUAUGCAGACUAUGUUUCAGAACCAAAAGAGCCUUUACAUUUCAGAUUGAAGAUUCCCAGCUCUCGCCUUUCUAACAUAAGUUCACAUUGAUGUAGAUUGUGUCACGGCUCUGGACACGGCGUUUACAGCACCAAUCUUGAAGUACAAUUUGCAUUGGCCAUUUAGAGGGUCAUGGGAAAUAUAUAUGUUCUGGGGUGUGGAAGUCAGGGUAAAAGUCCACUAACAAAUGCCUUGACCAAUCCUUUAGUGUACUGCAUCGUUAUAUGCUAUCAACAUGUCACACUUUAAUCUGUUGUUCUAUAUUUUAAAAAAUGAAAAAAAAAAAAUGAAAAAUGAAAAUCAGAGCAUGACUGAAAAAAAAUUCUAUGCAAGUGUUGCAUGUGAUCUGAUAGUUUCUUUCGAUUGUUUCUGAUCUACUUUAGUACUGCAUUGAUUCUUGUUGUAUUAUUCUAUUUAGGAAGAAAAUUCACCCUAUUUUAUACUGAGCACAGACAAGGGGCUUCUGCCGCAAAGUCCUUUUUUUUCCCCUUUUUUCCUCAUUUUCAAUCUCAUGGGCUUCAAUGCCUCCAAUGUUAACGCUGAACCAUAGCACAUAUUUGGAUUGAUGUAACAAAGGAAUGUUCCGGGUUCAAGCUGUAAAGACUGAAUCUGAUCACAAAGCUUACAUUUUUUAUACAUAAUUAGAUGGAUUAGAUCUAACUGUUUAGUAACCCUGUCUAUAUUAAGUUAUAUCUAAUCUUUCGACUCCUCUCAUGAUACAUUAACCUUUUUGUAAGAACUGGUAUAAUCACAAACUGCACUUUUCUGCUUUUAAACCCUCCCGAAUGUUUUGUCCCAUAGACUUCCAUUUUAAGUCCAUUAAAGUACAUUUGAGAGAGAGUAGUCCAGAUUGUUAUAUUGUGUCAACAGAGCUCAACCUUUUAACUUGGAACAUUCCUUUAAAUAGCAUUGAUCAAAUGCUUUGUAUUUAUUUAUAUGAUCCACAAUGCACAAUGUAAAAGAGCAUGUGUAGUGUGUGAUGAACUGUAUUUUGACAAGAUUUGCAUGUCUUAAUACAUGUAAAUGUACAUGAUACAGUUUUUUUCCCUUCUGUUAUGGCAUCACAUCAUUUUCUAGCAGACCAAUACAGAAUCCAUAACAAACACGGAUUUAUUUUUAUUUUUCUUCUUUCUGGGGUAUUAAGAAGCACAAUCUAUACAAUUUGAGUACUUUGUCUUCAAUUCUGUGUGUAUGCAAUACAAACGUGGAAAGAAAAUGCCUUAGAACAUUAACACUUCCUCUUCAGUGCAAGUAGAGAAAAUAUAUUGCACUAUUUGUUUUCUUUUUUGAUGUCUGCUUUGUAAUGCAAUAAAUGCAUUAGGUAGAAUAAUAA